AUGCUCUGUGGAAAACGAAAUCAAUCUUUAUUAAGGCCGAGAACUUCCAAAUGUUUCCUCACAGUAUUCCUGGCGUUUUAUUUAAAGAAUUUUUGUCUUAGUUACGAUGAAGAGUUUUGCAGAGAAUCCCGCGCUACAAUGGCGGAAGUGCAAACAUGCCCUGCUACUAAAUCGAUGUGGGAUGCAAAAGCAUUGAAGAAAAACUGUUCAUCCUUUUCACAUAAUUGUUCUGGUGUCCUUUCCUACCACUGUCUAAUAAAUCCUUGGCAAAACAAAACCAUUGAAGUUUGUGCACCGCGUACAAAGAUAGGCUUUGGGUUCUGCGCUGAAUAUAAUGCACUAGGAGGAAGGAUACAGGAUUCAUACACACAUAAGUGUUCUUCUUGUAAAAACAACUAUUGGUCAACCGAUGCCUAUAAAUAUACCGAAUGUUAUGAAGCUGUAUAUCGUCAUCGUACUAAGAAUGCUAGCAGAUACGAAACACUAACUUUCAAUCACUUGGUAAACGGAGCAGAUUCGACUACAGCCUGUCUAAAGCUUUAUGUUAUUUUUCUCUAUGUGUAUCUCCUUGGAACUGUAUAAAAGAAUAUAAAAG
This is a messenger RNA of Saccostrea echinata, 595 nucleotides long. RefSeq lists its product as uncharacterized. Bases 1 to 582 code for a protein of 193 amino acids. The record is from RefSeq and is a predicted model, not a curated record. Lineage: Eukaryota; Metazoa; Mollusca; Bivalvia; Ostreida; Ostreidae. The transcript is spliced from 5 exons.